Messenger RNA from Monopterus albus (swamp eel), 2783 nucleotides. RefSeq names its product tuftelin interacting protein 11 (gene tfip11). The record is from RefSeq and is a predicted model, not a curated record. Gene Ontology annotation, molecular function: nucleic acid binding. Gene Ontology annotation, biological process: spliceosomal complex disassembly. The transcript has 15 exons. Lineage: Eukaryota; Metazoa; Chordata; Actinopteri; Synbranchiformes; Synbranchidae. Gene Ontology annotation, cellular component: U2-type post-mRNA release spliceosomal complex. The coding region runs from base 125 to 2617 and encodes 830 amino acids.
CCGGAAGUAAUUAUGUUUUCGUGUGCAAGAAGCUAGCUGACAUCGGCUGCGUUAUCUUUCUUUACUGUCAGAGAAGAAAGGCUAUGUAACAUUAAGUGAUCCUCAGCAAAUAGUUUAUCCAGAGAUGUCCAUGUCCCAUCUGUAUGGUCGGAGGGGGGAAGAGGAGGAGGAAGGCGUAGAGAUUGAGAGCUUUGAGGUGACAGACUGGGACCUGGCGAAUGAAUUCAACCCAGACCGCCGCAGACACAAGCAGACCAAGGAGCAGGCCACCUAUGGUAUCUGGGCUGACAGGGACUCUGAUGAGGAUGAGAGGCCUAGCUUUGGAGGCAAGAAAUCUAAAGACUAUACUGCUCCAGUCAACUUUGUGAGUGGUGGUCUGCGUAAGGCUGCAGCUGAGGAGAAACAGCAUGAGCAAGAUGUGGGGUCUGAUGACUCUGAUGAUGAUGCUCCUUCAGCACCUCGUGCCACUGCACCCAAAAAACUUCAGAUGGGUAAUUUCCGUGGGAACCAGUCACAGAGGUUUGCAGGUGGCAUACAGUCUGGUCAAGGCAUUGGUAGCUGGGAGAAGCACACAAGGGGGAUUGGACAGAAACUUCUGCAGAAAAUGGGCUACCAGCCAGGCAAAGGCCUGGGCAAGAAUGCUCAAGGUAUUGUAAACCCUAUUGAGGCGAAGAUUCGUAAAGGCAAGGGAGCAGUGGGUGCUUACGGCACUGAGCGAACCCAGCAGAGUCGUCAGGAUUUUCCUGUGGUUGACUCAGAUGAAGAGGAGGAAAAAGAGUUUCAGAAGGAGCUAGGCCAGUGGCGUAAGGAUCCUGCUGGGUCUGGGGCAAAGAAGAAGCCCAAAUACUCCUACAGAACUGUUGAUGAGCUCAAGGCUAAAGGCAAAUUGGCAGGGCGGAGCACAGCAGCAUCCGCUGGAGAGCUGGCACAGGUCAAGGUAAUCGAUAUGACUGGGAGGGAACAAAAGGUCUAUUACAGUUACAGUCAGAUGACCAACAAACACAGUGUUCCAGAUGAAGGUCCACCGAGUAUAUCCACUCGAGAUCAGAAGGGGUCUGGCUUUGCUCUCCCUGAGCUUGAACAUAACCUGCAGCUACUGAUAGAUCUUACAGAACAGGACAUAUUACAGUCUGCCAGACGUCUACAGCAUGAAAAAGAUGUAGUUGUGUCUCUGAGACACGAGUCACAAGCACUGCAGAGCAGACUGGAUGUAGAGCAAGAUGCCAUCCAAAGAAUAGAGGCCGUAUUGGCACUGGUGGAGCGUUUUCCUUCUGGAGAGACGGCACCGGGCGAGGGACCUACCUUGCAGGAGUGUGCCCGCAUCUUUGAGACCUUACAGACAGACUAUUACGAAGAAUACAAGACAAUGGGAUUGGCAGAUCUGGCUGUAGCUGUUGUUCAUCCAUUACUCAAAGAAAAACUUCGUUCCUGGGACCCACUGAAGGACAGCUCUUACUGUCUGGAAGACAUUGGUCAGUGGAGAGCAAUACUGGAAUCAAGGGACCUACAUUCCAGUGUCCCAGAUUCAAAUAUGGACCCUUACCACAGACUGUUGUGGGAAGUGUGGAUCCCAGUGAUGCGGUCCUGUGUGUUAGGCUGGCAGCCUCGUAUGGUCGGCCCAAUGGUGGACUGUGUGGAACUGUGGGCUCCUCUCCUCCCCCUGUGGAUACUGGAUAACCUGUUGGAGCAACUGAUCUUACCUCGGCUACAGCGAGAGGUGGAUAACUGGAACCCUUUAACUGACACAGUGCCCAUCCACUCUUGGAUCCAUCCUUGGCUGCCUCUUCUCCAGACACGCCUAGAGCCUCUCUACCCGCCAAUCAGGAGCAAACUUUCCAACGCAUUACAAAGGUGGCAUCCCAGUGAUGCCUCAGCCCGCCUCAUCCUGCAGCCAUGGAAAGAUGUCUUUACACCAGGUGCAUGGGAGGCUUUCAUGGUGAAAAACAUUAUCCCUAAGCUAGCUUUGUGUUUGGAAGAGCUGGUGAUCAACCCUCACCAGCAGCAGAUGGAGCCAUUUCACUGGGUGAUGGAUUGGGAAGGCAUGCUGUCUCCCUCCAGCCUUGUGUCCCUGCUUGAUAAAAACUUCUUUGCAAAAUGGUUGCAAGUGCUGUGUUCAUGGCUGAACAAUAGCCCUAACUAUGAGGAAAUCACUAAAUGGUAUCUUGGUUGGAAAAGUAUGUUCAGUGAUGUCUUGUUGGCACAACCACUCAUAAAAGAAAAAUUCAACGAAGCUUUGGACAUCAUGAACCGUGCAGUGUCUUCAGGCAUGGGUGGCUAUAUGCAACCCGGUGCAAGGGAGAAUAUUGCAUAUCUCACACAGACAGAGAGACGGAAGGACUUCCAGUAUGAAGCAAUGCAGGAACGCAGGGAUGCCGAGAGUGUGGCUCAGAGGGGCAUCAGCACUGGUGUGCCAACUAAUUUUAAAGAUCUUAUCCAGACCAAGGCAGAAGAGAACAAUAUUGUCUUUAUGCCCUUAGUAGCCAAACGGCAUGAGGGCAAGCAGCUAUACACAUUUGGGCGUAUUGUUAUCUACAUAGACAGAGGGGUUGUGUUUGUGCAAGGAGAAAAAACAUGGGUGCCCACAUCGCUGCAGAGUCUGAUAGAUAUGGCCAAGUGAGGGUGGACAGUGAUUCCUUGGUCUGCCAAGUGUAAAAAGGCGAGUAGUGGAGCAUAUGUUUGCUUUUUAUGUAACUUUAGUAUAGUGAAACCUUGCCAUGUGGUUUUGUAAAUUUUUAAAAGAUCAGAACUGUGAAUAAAUACUUUUUGAUUUGGUUUUCUCUGUC